Messenger RNA from Ruditapes philippinarum (Manila clam), 880 nucleotides. RefSeq names its product coagulation factor IX-like. Gene Ontology annotation, biological process: proteolysis. The transcript has 5 exons. Lineage: Eukaryota; Metazoa; Mollusca; Bivalvia; Venerida; Veneridae. The coding region runs from base 16 to 855 and encodes 279 amino acids. The record is from RefSeq and is a predicted model, not a curated record. Gene Ontology annotation, molecular function: serine-type endopeptidase activity.
GAAGAGGGUCGGGUGAUGUCAUCAAGAAUAUCAAAGGGUUCAGAAGCCUUACCUGGAAUGCAUCCAUGGCAUGUUAUAUUCAGAACUAAAGGGGGGGCAAGUAGAAAAUUAGCAUUUUGUGGUGGUACAUUGAUAUCCCAGAGAUACGUGAUAACUGCUGCUAACUGUAUCAUCGAGUUUAAGUCAAUAUUUGGUGUUCCUUUUUCGGCAGAAAAUGUGGAAUUUUUACUGGGCACAACAGAUUGUCUAGGAACUAUGAAUGAGGGGGAAAGAAGAACAGUACGAACCUUCACUGUUCAUCCAUAUUACGAAGACAGAGGAUUUUAUGAUAAUGAUAUAGCAUUGAUAGAAUUGGACAGUUUGGUUGAAUACAACGAUUAUAUACGUCCUAUAUGUGUUGAACCGGCGGAAUACAAUGACUGGACGUUUCUAAAAAACAGUGGCUCCUUUGGUCGUGUGUUUGGGAAAGUCGCUGGAUGCGGUGCAACAAAGUCAAGUUUUUUUAGAAGCAAAUUGAUGCCCGAGAAACUGAUGGAUGUAUAUGUUCCGUAUGUAGACAGAGAAACAUGUCUUGAAUCAAUGGGCAAAAAACGCUUUAGACUCACUGACACUAUGUUUUGUGCUGGGAGUGAUAUUGGUAAAACUGGGGACAGUUGCGAAGGGGACAGUGGAGACGGCUUAAUCAUGGCAACAAGCACAAGAUGGGUUCUUACUGGAAUCGUUUCUUGGGGCAGGGGAUGUGAUGUGGAUAAAUACUACGGUGUUUACACAAAUGUUGGCAUGUUCUAUAAUUGGAUAGAGAGCGUUACAAAAUUUAACGAAGAGGAGGUGCCAGACUUUAUGAAUCAUAAUUGAUCUGGGACAGUGAAUAUUUGUUGCU